UGCAGACUUCUGUUUGAAGAAAUGCCCGAGAGAAAAUCCACGAUAAUCGAACAGGAAAUCCCCACCAAUUCUCUUCGAAGAUCCACCAGACUCCAUCCUAGAAAUCCUACCGGAGUUCAAAGCCCAAAAACCCCAAAUCUUGCUGAAACGAGACACUGUCGUCCCGAUUCAUUUUCCACACCUGUUUCCAAAAUCAAGAACAGAAGGGGGAGAGAGUCCGAAUUAGAUUCGAAGAAUUCGAGAAACGCAAUUAGAAAGUCUGAAAGACUGCAGCGCAGGACCAAUUUUAGUCGCCCGGAUUUGGGGAAUCAGUCUGUGAAAGGUGCGGCGAAAUCAGGCGGUGGAUCUAGAAGGUCUGGAAAUCGGGAUGAGGGAAGCAUUGCGGGUAAAAGCAAAGAAGUUGUGUAUCUGCGUGAGGAAGAGGUUGUGGUGAGGAUGGUAACAAGGAGUUCGGUUCGGAGGAAUAAAGCUGUAUACGUUGGUGACUUCGAUUCGGAAGAGGAUUGUGUCGAUAGUGUUUCUAUUGUGUCGAAAGAGCGGAAGAAUAAAGACAGAGUUGUUCAUAGAGAAGAAAAGGCUGUGAAAACGGAGAAGAGGGUAACUCGUAGGUCUUGUAAAACAGAUGUGAAGACGGCAACCAGGCGAAAAGCAGUUGUGCCGGAUGAAGCAGACCCCGAAGAGGACGAAGACUUAGCUAAACGAGAUAGGAGUAGGAAAGAUGUCGAAGAUUGUGGGGUUGUGAAGAUGAAUGGAGAACAAAAUUUUGUGAGGAAGGCACAGGUUGGUGAGAAGAGGAAGAGAGAUGGGGUUGAGGGAGGGUGCGAAAAUGCUCAAGGAUGGACUAAGGAACAGGAAGUUUCUCUGCAAAGAGCUUAUUUCACAGCUAAGCCCACACCUCUGUUUUGGAAGAAAGUUGCAAGGAUGGUUCCUGGCAAAUCAGCGGAGGAAUGUUUUGACAGAAUUCACUCCGACCACCAAACUCCACCCCAACCACGAACACGUUCAAGGGCAAAACUAAAGGAACCAUCACCCCUCUCGUUUUCUGCAAGUAAGUUACUUAGUCCCGUGGAGAGGAAAACUAAAAGGCUAGGAUCCAAAAGGAGGACACUUCUAGCACAGAAGACAGUAAGAAAGAUAUUGCAAAAUCAACAGAAGGAAGAUCAAGAUUACUGUGCGGAUCUGUUUUCGGUUCUUGAGCCAACAGCGGAUCCAUCACCGUCCAAUCUUCAAGCGGAUACAACCUUCGCCUCACCAGAACCGAGCAAAGCAUCUAGCUUCCUCACAGCGUGCAGGCCGGUGUCUUCAUCAUCACCAAAAAAGCAUCGCUCGAGAUUGAAUGGCUUUCAGAAAGCAGGUUUUGUUAGUCCCCCGGUGCUGAAGCAGAUUAAGAACAAGGCUUUGCAUGAGAAAUACAUAGAUCAGCUGCAUUGCAGGGAUGCCAAAAGGAAGGCUGAAGCAUUGAGGAACUCUAGAAACAUUAAGGGACAAAUUGACGAAAAGGCAAAUUGCUUAAAUCAACAUUUUGUCAAAGCUGCAAAAGAUGCUUUAGUUUCUGAUGCACAGGAUGCUAUCAGUAAGUUUCGCAAUCUGCAUAAUACAACUGAUGAUGAUGGCGGUGGUGAUGAUGAUGACGAUGAUCGUGGUUAUGAUGAAGAUGAAUAUGGGAAUCGAUGAUCACUAGUUUUGUUUGUAUGUACAAUACAUUGUUUAGAUUGUUACAUUCCAUAAUCAAACUUGGUAUAUUUUUUCAGUGAGACUGUAAUGGUGUCUCUGUUCUCAUGUACGAGAUUUGAAGGAAAAAAGGAAGUAUCUAGUGUUUGUAAAUAGUUAACUAUAAAUUUGAUCUUUGGAAAAUUAGGUUUCCAACUUUUAGAUCA
Salvia hispanica is the source of this 1877-nucleotide messenger RNA. RefSeq names its product Homeodomain-like superfamily protein. The record is from RefSeq and is a predicted model, not a curated record. NCBI's taxonomy places the organism in Eukaryota, Viridiplantae, Streptophyta, Magnoliopsida, Lamiales, Lamiaceae.